AGGACCCUGGUCAGGGCAGCUGGCCGCGCCGAUGGCGGGCACCGCUCGCCACGUCGACGGCCAGCAGCUGAUCUCCUUCCGGGUGGUGUGCUCAGAGACGACCUGCGGCGAGCAGCUCAAGGUGGUGGGCUCCGCGCCCGAGCUCGGGGCAUGGUCUCCAGAGGAGUCCCAGAUCCUCCUGAGCACCUCGGCGGAAGACUACCCGGUGUGGCAGUCCGACUGGGUCCCCCUGCCCUCGGGCGGCAUGCCCUGCGACUACAAGUUCGUGAUAUGCGCCGACGGGGGCACCGCGCGGUGGGAGCCCGGCCCGAACAGAAGGCUGCCCCCCCAAGACGUGGUGAAGGCCGCCGGGCCGGCGGUGGCCAUCCGGGAGGCCUUCGGCCGCCCGGGGCCCGCGGAGCUCGUUGCCGAGGCGGCCGCGGCCGCCAGCGCUGGGGCGGCGCGUGGCGCGGGAGCGCGGCGAAGGAGCGCAUCCAGAGGAGAUGGUGCCCGUGAAGACGCAGAUGCUGUGGUCAGCUCGACAGGCGGGCGCCACCUGAUCUCCUUCGCGGUCACCUGCGGCGUGACGCGCCCAGGGCAGCGGAUCAAAGCGGUCGGCUCGCACCAGGCGCUCGGGGAGUGGGCGGCGGUCGCGUCGCAGGCGGAGCUGAGCACCACCCCCUCGGACUUUCCGACCUGGCGUUCGGACUGGUUGAGCAUCCCAACGGAAGAGCUCUCGUUCGAGUACAAGUACGUCAUCUACGACGAUGCUGGCUCCUGCCUGUGGGAGAGCGGCCCGAAUCGACGAGUUUGUGUCUCCCCCGCCAACCGCAAGCGAAUUACCGUCGAGGACGUGUACGGGCGCCCGGAGUUGCAGGUGCAGGUGACGGCGCUCGACGAGGCCAAGGAGAGUUGGGCCCGUCCGCUCCAGGCGGCGCCUUCUGCUUCGUCCUCGGCCUCGCUCCGCGGGAGGCCCCUCGCGCGCUCCGCCACCGAGUGCGUGGUCUCCGAGGGCGCCGCCGCGCUGGAUGGCCGCCGCCCGGUCGGGCCGGCCACCCUGCGAAGGCGGGCAACCGUCGGCUGCCUGGCGGAGCUGCCUGAAGGCCUGCUGCCGAGCAGGCGUGCGCUGGGCAUUGGCUACGCGGGCAACGGCGAGGACCUCGUGCGGGAGGCGGGCUGCCUGGACCUCCGCGGCGGCCCCGAGGAGGAGCCGCGGCCCGCGCCCGCCGAGAAGCGCCGGGAAGCGCGGAGCCCUUCGGCCGCCACCACGGCGACCACCACCUACGCCAGCGAUGCUACCGCCUGCGGCACUGACACGAGCGACCGG
Prorocentrum cordatum is the source of this 1306-nucleotide messenger RNA. Lineage: Eukaryota; Dinophyceae; Prorocentrales; Prorocentraceae. The record is from the annotation of a GenBank genome assembly.